Colius striatus (speckled mousebird) is the source of this 1031-nucleotide messenger RNA. RefSeq names its product proline rich 7, synaptic (gene PRR7). The coding region runs from base 261 to 947 and encodes 228 amino acids. Lineage: Eukaryota; Metazoa; Chordata; Aves; Coliiformes; Coliidae. The transcript is spliced from 2 exons. The record is from RefSeq and is a predicted model, not a curated record.
CCCCCCCGCCCCGCCGCCCACCCAGCGCACCCAGGCCUGACCGGCCCGCUCCAGCUCCCCCCCCCCGGCUCCAUGGCGAGGACGGACCCCUGACGGCGGGUGCCCACGGGCCGGAGGAGACACUACCGGGCACGGCCCGGAGAGAUGCCCCCGACAGCAUCGGGUCCCGCCCUGGCCCUGCCGCCGCCCUGAGCAUCCCGUCCCCCGUCCCAAGUGCAGGGAGAGAGGCGCGAGCCUCCCCGCUGGGGCCAGCAGCCAAGAUGGUGAUGUCCCAGGGCACCUACACCUUCCUCACCUGCUUCGCGGGCUUCUGGCUCAUCUGGGGGCUCAUCGUGCUGCUGUGCUGCUUCUGCAGCUACCUGCGGCGGCGGGUGAAGCGGCAGCAGGAGGAGCGGCUGCGGGAGCAGAGCCUGCGCGCGCUGGAGCUGGAGCCGCUGCACUACGAGGGUUACGGGGGCAGCCCCCCCGGCAUCGCCAUCCCCCACCGCCUCCGCCUCGAGCCCCACCACCAUCACCCCCACCACAUCCCGCCCCCCCGGCCCUGGAGCUGCCGGCACGAGUCGGACCUGUCGAAGCCACCGUGCUACGAGGAAGCGCUGCUGAUGGCGGAGCCCCCCCCGCCGUACAGCGAGGUGCUGAUGGACACGCGGGGGCUGUACCGCAAAAUCAAUGCCCCUUUCCUGAGCCACGAGCGGCUGGAGAAGCAGGAGCAGCCCCCCAGCUACAAACCCCUUUUCCUGGACGCCGGGUACGGCUCGGCGCUGCACCUGCCCCGCUCGGCCAGCCCCGGCCCGGCCUGCCCGGACCUCUACCUGCAGGCAGAAUGCUCCCCCCGCAUGUUUCCCAGCUGGACGGACUCGGAGCUCAGCAGCAGGGACACCUACGAAACUGGCCCCUGGCACCUCCCGGUCUCCAUGCCCCUCUUCGGCAGGACUACCGCUGUCUAACGGCGGCCACCUCACCGUGGGUGCCCGUCCGGCACCGGAGCGGGGACGGGGGGAAAGGGGGUGGUUGUGGUUGCCCGCGUCACC